AUGGAGCAGCCAGGGGGGCAAACAGCUGAUACUGUGUGUAUAGGAGUGAAUUAUCCAGGUCCAGUUUGUGGCGUGAAAGGAUCAACUGUCACUCUCCCCUGCACCUUCACACCUGCGACUGUCAAAGACAACGGACGAGAAGUUCAACUAAAAGUUACCAGAGUCGUCUGGUGUCAGAACCAUCGGUUCUGUGAGGGCCCCGUCCCGUCUGUGUUCGACAGCGAGUCACAGAACAACGACUCUCGGUACAAAUACCUGGGAGACAAGAGCAGCACCUGCACCUUACAGAUCUCAGAUCUACAGGAGGAAGACGCUAAAGAUGGCAGAGGAAUAUUUACUGGCACAAACGGAGUGAAAGUCACAGUCAGCGAUGGGGAACAGAUGAAGAUAGACAGCUCCAGCAGUGAAACAGCGUUAGAACGAGGUGACACGGUGACGCUGCGCUGCUCUGCUCGCUGCACCUUCCACCAGCUGGAGGUCACCUGGUUCAGAGAUGGCCACGCCCUCCCAGAGACCGGCCCCGCCCUCCCGAUCGGCCCUCUGACUGCACAGCAUUCUGGGAACUACACCUGUGGGUUGAAGGGGAACGAGCUCUCGUUGUCCCGGCCGUUCGUCCUCCAGGUGAAGGAACGAGAAACUCCGACUGGAAACUCAAAGUGUGACACACAGCUGGUGGUCCGUCUGGUUCUCUUCUCUCUGCACACUGUGCUCAUCAUCACAGCAGCAGCCGUCGUCAUUAAAAGGACGUGUGUUUGAAGGAAAGCAGCAGCAAGCUGAGAGACGGAACAGACUUCAUGAAGGAGCAACGACGGACCGUCUCAUAU
This is a messenger RNA of Centropristis striata (black sea bass), 824 nucleotides long. RefSeq lists its product as uncharacterized. Bases 1 to 756 code for a protein of 251 amino acids. NCBI's taxonomy places the organism in Eukaryota, Metazoa, Chordata, Actinopteri, Perciformes, Serranidae. The record is from RefSeq and is a predicted model, not a curated record. The transcript has 6 exons.